This is a messenger RNA of Mesorhabditis spiculigera, 2223 nucleotides long. Lineage: Eukaryota; Metazoa; Nematoda; Chromadorea; Rhabditida; Rhabditidae. The record is from the annotation of a GenBank genome assembly.
AUGUGGAGGAAAAUAACGGACGAGAGCUGCUUGGACCAAUUCGACACGGCAUAUCUGGGCGAUUGUCGAGCCGGCCACUUCGAGAAUCGCUUCUACUUUGACUUCGCUACAAAACAGUGCACGACAUUCAAAUGGGCCGGCUGCCGCAGCGAGUCGAGGAAUUUUUUCGACGACAUCUCGGAGUGUCAGAGGGUGUGCGAGAGUCCGCCUAGGGAGCUUGUUGAAUCCUGCCUGCAACCGUUCGACCAUGGCUACGAGGGUUCCUGUCUUUCCGAUGGCCGAUUCCACCAAUAUUACUUCUACGAUAUUGAGACGCACACCUGCAAAAUGUUUUGGUACGGUAACUGCCGGCGUACCAGCCAGAAUAUAUUCCCGGAUUUAGCGAGUUGCCAAUGGGUCUGCGAGAGGGAUGUCAUAGAGAGGCAGCAAGACAGCUGCCUCGACGAGUUCGACACACACUACGAAGAUUCCUGUGGACAGGGGAGCUGGAUGGAAAAGUGGAGGUUUGAACAUAAAAGCGGCCGCUGCGUCUCGUUCUGGUUUGACCAGUGCGUCUCGAAAAGCCAGAAUAUUUUCCCGGAUUUUGCGUCUUGUUCCAGGCAAUGCGAGGAACCAGGGCUGCAUCAGUUGGCUCGGGUCGAGAAUGCUGAAUCGAGCUUUCGCUGCCUGGAGCCGAAACUGAUCGGUGACUGCCGGGAAACAUACCCGGCCUACUACUACGACCGUCAACUCCGCGAAUGCCGACCGUUUGCCUAUUCGGGUUGUGGGGGCAAUGGGAAUCGUUUUAUGACACUCUCCCAGUGCGAACAAACAUGUUUCGAAUUCAAUUCACUAUCGGACCCCGAGAUGGACUGCUACGAGUCGCUGGACGUCGGCUACGGUAGAAAUGAAGCUGACUGCGUGGAGAGCUCCGGGUUUCGAUAUUAUUUUGACAGGGAUUUUUUGACCUGCUCGAAAUUCUGGUACGUCGGUUGUGGGGGGAAUGCGAACAACUUUUACUCGUAUGAUGUAUGCCAGAGGACAUGUCGAGACUCUAGGCGACUCCCGAAACGUGACGCUCCUGAUAUUUCGGAUCGUGGGCGCUGUCAUGGCAAUAAUUCCCUGCCCGUCCAGCGAUACACGUAUGCUAAUGGGAAGUGUACGGUAUUCUCCUACAGUGGAUGUGGUGGAUCGGCCAAUCGUUUCGCCUCCUCCCACGAGUGCGAAUCGACGUGUAAGGGGCUGAAAAAGAGCGUCCACCCGAAUCGUUGUUCACAUCUGCCGGAUUGGGGGUCGUGCAAUCAUAUGCGAUAUCAGUGGUUCUACGACAGUCGUCAAGGCACCUGCGCCCAGUUUCUGUACGGUGGCUGCGGCGGGAACACCAACCGUUUCGAGACGUUCGAGGAAUGUCAAAAGGAGUGCGAGCCCAGCGGUUUUGACCCAUGCAUGGAAGGAUUAGAUCGUGGAAAAUGGUGCGAGACCAUGUCAAAUCGAUACUACUAUAAUCGGCAAUUAAAGGAAUGCAAAGGUUUUCACUACAGCGGUUGCGGCAAGUCGAAUAAUAAUUUCCACACGCUCGAGGAGUGCGAGGCCCGAUGUGUCCGCCGGGGGAAGCCGAGGAAGGGAAAAGCGAUUACCGGAGAUAACAGGCUACACGAUGACCCGAAUUCCGAAAUGCGCCAAAUUACGGGCCCGGCAAUGAGUGUGGACAUCGAUCACUCAGACAAUACGCUCAAAAUGAACCUGACGUUCGGUGAUGCACCCCGAACGACGCGACCGCCAAAAACCACCGUCAAGCCGGCUGCCAAGAAAUCGGCAACGAAAAAACCCGAUAAAUACGGGCACCGCAAGCCAACGGAAAAGACGCCAAUGGUGCGCCACGAGGUGUUGAAUGGAGUGAAUCGAACGUAUCUGAAGACGGAAAGCGAAUGGCACCACUAUGAAGCUUGUCUAGGGUAUCGAUACAACGUCUCGGGCCCGCAAACAAUCCUGAAGACGCAUCUCUGCGAUUUGGAUGGGAAUCGCCAUUGUUGGAGUGAGAUUCACCAAUCCACUGACGGAGAAGAGCGCUGCGCCGUCGUGCGCCCAUUCCUGCGCGGCACCCAUUUGUACUCCUGGUUUUUUGAACUUGCCACCCGCCCGCACAGCUACGCCCCGGAUGCGAAAAUUAGGAAGGAGCAAACGAAAGAGGAAACUUGGGCAUCGGUGCUACUCCUCAAAGCCAAUCGAUGUUUCGAUGUGUGC